GCACUGCUCCUAGCUUUCAUCACCAUUUUGACAAUUGUAUUCAAAAUAAUGAUUAUCUUCGCUGUUUUAAGGCCAUGGAUCUGGGCUCACAAUAAAAUUUCUUUAAACGACAACAUCACACCUCAGAUACUAAUGGUAUCCAUGGCAGCAAUUGGGUCACUUUAUGGCAUUUUAGUCAUGCCAGUGGGUGUCUUGGAGGUGAUUCAUAACGGAGAGUGGCCAUUAAGGGAAGGUUUUUGUUGGGCACGUUAUAUUUGUGAUCAAUUCCUUGGGACGACCUUCAGGAUACACGUGAUGUGUCUGUCUAUUGACCGGUACAUCGCCAUUUGCAAGCCUCUGAAAUACAGAGUAUUGACGUACAAGACAGGAUUAAUUAUGACUGACCUAUCCUGGUUAUUG
This is a messenger RNA of Lymnaea stagnalis (great pond snail), 399 nucleotides long. The record is from the annotation of a GenBank genome assembly. Lineage: Eukaryota; Metazoa; Mollusca; Gastropoda; Lymnaeidae.